UUUACAGAAAAUGGGAUGUUAACAAAAAGCCCAUGAGACUGUAUUGAUUGUUUUGGAGGUUAACUAGGUGGUGACUGGUGAAUGUUGCAAAAUCAUAUGUAAAGAGAAUUUAAUCUCUGCGUUGUAGGAGGGUUCUCGAAAAUUUUGUUUCAGUGACUAAGCAAAAUCCAUUGAAGGAAUUAUCUGAUGUCAAAAUUUACAUGGAGGAUUGAAAAUUUCUCGGGAUUGGAUGCUGAAAAGAUUUACUCUGUGACGUUUGUUUUAAAUGAAUACCAAUGGAGGUUGUGUCUUCAUCCGAAAGGAAUUAAAGCGGGUCAUUUGUCUGUAUACCUCCUUGUGGCUGACUUGUCCAACUUACCCAAUGGCUGGAGUAUAGCAACAAAGUUCAGUUUAGCUCUUGUUAACCAGAUAGACAACCACAAAACCAUCAAGAGAGGUCUCGUCCUAAGGAUUUCUGGCACAUCACCUUCUACUAGCAGCCUUUUAAGAUUCCCAAAAUCAUUACAUGGUUGCAUGUCUGACUUCUUUGAGAUGUAGAGAAUCAAGGUGACAAGGACUAGAAGUACUAUGUACAAAAUGCUGUAAACCAAAUAGUUAGUGUCUCAAUCAUACCCUCUCAAAGUUAUUGUGUUCUUUUAGCAUUUCUAUUUCUGCGCAUUAUGCAGAGUUUAAUUACAAAUUCCUAUCUGGAGAUACUAGUUGGGGCUUAGCAUCAAUUGUCCAGCUCAGUAAGUUGCACGAUAAAAGCGAAGGUUAUCUGGUUGAUGACAUGUGCUUGAUUGAAGCUGAGGUGUCUGUUCAGAAUGAUGCUUCUCCAGCUUCGAACGAUAAUGUCGAUGUAGAUUCUUCUGCUGCUGUAGACGACAUGGAAUCUGAGUAUGUCAAGGCUUGAUCUUUUCUUGAGUCUCUACCCAAGAUACCAUCCAGCAGCUCAGCAUAUAAUGCUCCAUCAUGUGAAGUGGCUUUGCUUAGAAGACAUGGCACUUCUGCAAAAGAAAUCAUUGAUAUACUAAUAUCAUACCCUUUGGAUGUUCUGGCUGAUCCAAGGAAUGAAACUGCAAUACUGGAGUCAUUGUCUGCUCUUACUAAGAACCGCUAUUUUUUAGUGAUGGGCGGGAAUGGAGAGAUUCAGUUCAAGGUAAGUGUAGUAGCAGUCAUCCAUGGUCUUGUUUUGAGAAGACCAAAAGUUUGCUUGAAGAAUUAGUGACAAUGGGGGAUGAAACAAAUGGUAAACUGGAAGAACUAAACAAGAAAGAAAUGGAAUUGGAAGCUCAGCUGGAGGUCAUUAAAAGCAAUAUUCAACAACUUAGGGAGGAAAGGGAAGAUUUAUCAAAACAGAUUAAGAUAGUGUAUUCACUUGCAAAGGAGCAGGGUAGCAAACUUGCAGCAGAAGAGGUGGAUAUGAGCCUGGCUACUAAAAGCUGAAGUCAAAGUGGGCUGAAACCAGACUUCUCUUUAGUUGAGAAUCAUGACCUGGGCUAGUUGGCUGUGUCUAGUCACAAUCAUUUCCCCAUCUUUAUGUCUUUUAAUCUGUUGCUAAGGGCUCAUUUAAGCCUGCUUUUGUUAGGUUUGGUUUUCAAAGUGAUUCACAAUAAGAAUUCUACAAGUAACAUUUUUUUUUGCAAAAACGUAACAUGAAACGGGUUUGGUAAUAAUGCAAAUACAACGGGUUUAGU
Messenger RNA from Cuscuta europaea, 1676 nucleotides. The record is from the annotation of a GenBank genome assembly. NCBI's taxonomy places the organism in Eukaryota, Viridiplantae, Streptophyta, Magnoliopsida, Solanales, Convolvulaceae.